CUCCUCACUUCUCAGCAUUCUUUACCUGGGAUCCCUGUGGCCUUGAAACAAUCCAUUGACCUGCGCACCUCCAUGGACGGGAAAUACAAAGAGAUAGCUGAGGAGCUUUUCUCCCGCAGCCUGGCAGAGAGCGAGAUGCGGAGCGCUCCCUAUGAGUUUCCUGAGGACAGCCCCAUCGAGCAGCUCGAGGAAAAGAGGCAUCGCCUUGAGCGACAGAUCAGCCAGGAUGUCAAGCUUGAACCUGACAUCCUCCUACGAGCCAAACAGGAUUUUAUGAAGACUGACAGUGCCACAGAUCUCGAAUUCAUGAAGGAGCAGAGUGAGGCUCCAGAUCAGCAGGACAGAGACCUUAUUACUGAGAGGGAGUACCAAAGAGUCACUAUUUCUGGAGAGGAGAAAUGUGGGGUUCCAUUCACAGACCUGCUGGAUGCUGCCAAAUGUGUAGUAAAGGCUCUGUUCAUCAGGCAAAAGUACAUGAGUCUGUCUCUGCAGAGCUUCUGCAGGACCACCACCCGUUACCUUCAGGAGCUGAGCGAGAGACCUCUGGACUUAGACAUCUAUGAGGAAGAGAUCCCAGAGACGUCAGUCACUGCAGAUGCCACCGUGCACCCACCUACUUCUGACAAGCACCCGUAUGAAAACCAGGACCCUGCCAGCAUGCCUUCUGAUGAGGGCUACGGCUGUAAGAUGGUCAACGGUGUCAUGCACGUCUACACAACAAGGGACAUCAUGGAAAAGAGCACAGAGCUGGACCUGCCGUAUCCAGACCUGCAGGAGUACAUCGCUGACAUGAACGUCAUGAUGGCUCUCAUUAUCAACGGACCAGUAAAGUCCUUCUGCUACCGUCGGCUGCAGUAUCUCAGCUCCAAAUUCCAGAUGCACAUUUUGCUGAACGAGAUGAAGGAGCUGGCAGCACAGAAAAAAGUGCCACAUCGAGAUUUUUAUAACAUUCGUAAGGUUGACACACACAUUCACGCUUCAGCUUGCAUGAACCAGAAGCAUCUUCUACGUUUUAUCAAAAGGGCCAUGAAGAAGUAUCCUAAAGACAUUGUGCACAUGGAAAGGGGCAAAGGUCAGACGCUCAUGGAAGUAUUUGAGAGUAUGAACUUGACAGCCUUUGACCUAAGUGUUGACACUCUGGACAUGCAUGCUGACCGUAACACAUUCCAUAGAUUUGACAAAUUCAACGCCAAAUACAAUCCCAUCGGUGAAUCCAUCCUGAGAGAGAUCUUUAUUAAAACAGACAACUACAUCGAGGGGAAGUACUUCGGUCACAUAGUAAAGGAGGUGAUGGCUGACCUGGAGGAGAGCAAGUACCAGAACGUGGAGCUCAGGCUGUCCAUCUACGGGCGCUCCAGGAAUGAGUGGGACAAACUGGCCAAAUGGGCCAUCCAACAUCAGGUCUACUCCGACAACGUGCGCUGGCUCAUACAAGUGCCACGACUCUUUGAUGUCUACCAUACAAAGAGGCAACUGUCCAACUUCCAGGAAAUGUUGGAGAACAUCUUCAUGCCCCUGUUUGAGGCUACAAUCAACCCUGGAAGCCACCCGGAGCUACACCUCUUCCUUCAACAUAUCGUUGGUUUUGACAGCGUGGACGAUGAAUCGAAGCCAGAGCUGCAUAUCUUCAACAUGGACAGCCCACUGCCAGUCAAAUGGGCAGAGGAGGACAACCCACCUUAUUCGUACUACCUCUACUAUAUGUAUGCAAACAUGACAGUGCUGAAUCACCUGCGCAGGCAGCGUGGGUUCAACACACUUGUCCUGCGUCCUCACUGCGGAGAGGCGGGGCCAAUCCAUCACCUGGUGUCAGGUUUUAUGUUGUCAGAGAACAUCUCCCAUGGGCUGCUGCUCAGGAAGGCUCCAGUGUUGCAGUACCUGUACUACUUGGCUCAGAUAGGCAUCGCCAUGUCUCCUCUCAGCAAUAACAGCCUGUUCCUCAGCUACCAUCGUAACCCUCUGCCAGAGUAUCUGUCCAGAGGACUCAUGGUCUCUUUGUCUACAGAUGACCCUCUGCAGUUUCACUUCACCAAGGAGCCACUGAUGGAGGAGUACAGCAUUGCAACUCAGGUGUGGAAACUGAGCUCCUGUGACAUGUGUGAAUUAGCCAGAAACAGCGUGUUGAUGAGUGGAUUCUCUCACGAGGUGAAGAGUUACUGGCUCGGACCGAACUAUAUCAAAGAAGGACAGGAGAGCAACGACAUCAGGCGCACCAACGUCCCCAACAUCCGUGUGGCCUACCGCUACGAGACCCUGUGUGAGGAGCUGAACCUAAUCACACAGGCCAUUCGCACGGACGAGCUGGAGACCAUCGAGGAGGAGGGGAUUCUGUGUAUGGGACCAGCGCAGGCAGAGAAGUGA
Molecule: messenger RNA, 2361 nt
Organism: Nematolebias whitei (Rio pearlfish)
Lineage: Eukaryota; Metazoa; Chordata; Actinopteri; Cyprinodontiformes; Rivulidae
Gene: ampd2b
Product: adenosine monophosphate deaminase 2b
Exons: 17
Coding region: 73-2361 (762 amino acids)
Biological process (GO): AMP metabolic process; IMP salvage
Cellular component (GO): cytosol
Molecular function (GO): AMP deaminase activity
Source: RefSeq, a predicted model, not a curated record